Messenger RNA from Nerophis ophidion (straightnose pipefish), 4287 nucleotides. RefSeq names its product GDNF family receptor alpha-2-like. The record is from RefSeq and is a predicted model, not a curated record. The coding region runs from base 496 to 1890 and encodes 464 amino acids. Gene Ontology annotation, cellular component: signaling receptor complex; external side of plasma membrane. NCBI's taxonomy places the organism in Eukaryota, Metazoa, Chordata, Actinopteri, Syngnathiformes, Syngnathidae. The transcript is spliced from 8 exons. Gene Ontology annotation, molecular function: signaling receptor activity. Gene Ontology annotation, biological process: nervous system development.
UUCCAGCGGCGUGCAGUCACAGUGCUGCGUUCACGGCGCGCGGACGAAAGACACUUGCUGCCACAGCUGUCUUUCACUUUAAAUUUGUUUGGAGACUCGAACUUCUUCAUCAUCUUCUUCUGCUUCUUCUUACUCCGCACGUUCGAAGGACUUUUCCACGCGGGGGAAGAAUGCAGAGAGAUGAAGUCUCCACGAGUUGGUCGUAAUGAGCGCGUCCGGAGGUUGACAAGCGGUUUUUAUGGAUCCACUCAGUGACUGACUUUUCUUAUUUUUUUCUAUUUCUUCUUUUUUUCCGUCCCUGCUUUGUUAGUUCCAAAGUAAAAGAGUGAAUUUUUUAUUAAUAUCAAUAAUUGCAUUGAAGGUUGUUGCGCGUGCUCUGCUAAUUUGGACUUGAAAAAGGAUAUUGUGCUUUUAUUUUUCCUAUUUCCUUCAAAAGCGGAUUAAUCUUUGGGAUUUUUUUUUCCUCCUAAAAUCAUCGGAAUCCACAUCUUCAACAUGAAGUCCCACACUGCGUGGAUUUGCAUCUGCAGCUUUCUCCUGCUCUUAGAUGAGACGUCCGGUUCCUGGGACGGCUCCUCGGCCUUGUUCGUGGCGCCCUCGGCCGACGGCGACCCCGGGUCCGAAGGCGCCUCGUCGGAACUGGUGGACUGCAUCCAGGCCAGCGACAUGUGCAACCAGAACCCGCACUGCAGCUCCCGGUACCGCGUGAUGCGCCAGUGCCUGGUAGGCAAGGAGAAGGAGGCCAUGCUGGACAACAACAGGGAGUGCCAGGCGGCAUUGGAGGUGCUUCUGGUCAGUCCGCUGUUCGACUGCCGCUGCAAGAGAGGCAUGAAGAAGGAACUGCAGUGUCUCCAGAACUACUGGACCAUCCACAUGGGACUCACCGAAGGUGGCGACAUGGAGGACUCAUCGCCGUAUGAACCAGCACCACCCGGACGACACCAGGAUGCUUUCCGCUUGGCCUCCAUCUCUUCAGGGAUGCUCACAGUGGCCCCAAAAGGAUUCCACUGCGCCGACGCCGAGAGAACCUGCAACCCCUGCCUGGACGCGGUCAAAGCCUGCAACCUCAACGGCACCUGCAAGAGGCACCGCUCGGCGUACAUCGCCACCUGCAUCAAGGAGGACACCAACAAAGGGGAAACCUGCAGCAAGAAGCGCUGCCACAAAGCGCUCAGGCUCUUCCUGGACCGCGUGCCCGCCGAGUUCAGCCACCGCCUGCUCUUCUGCCCCUGCCAGACCGAGGGCUGCGCCGAGCGCCGGCGCCAGACCAUCGUGCCCGAUUGCUCCUACCGAGAAAGGGACACGCCCAACUGUCUGGAGCUGAGGAAGAUCUGCCGCCAGGACACGCUCUGCAGGUCCAGGCUGGCUGAUUUCAUGGCGAACUGCCGCAGCAUCCCACCCACGGUGAGCACCUGUCCCAACCAAGACAAUCACCAAGCCUGCUUGGCCUCCUACACAAGACUCAUCGGGACGGAGAUGACGCCCAACUAUGUGGACAGCAACUUCAGCCAGUGGACCAUCUCGCCGUGGUGCACUUGCAAAGGCAGCGGAAACCAAGAGGAAGAGUGCACCGACUUCCUGAGGAGCUUCUCCGACAACACCUGCCUGAGAAAUGCCAUUCAGGCCUUUGGUUAUGGUCUGGACUACAUGACCAUCAAGAACGCAUCCGUUUUCGACCCCUCGGCCACGAUGAAGACGGGGUCGGACAGAUCGGCAUAUACCACGGAGCCCCCGUUUGUGACCAUCGUGAAGUAUCCGGAACCGAGAGACGGCGGACCGGGCAAACCUCAGGGCCUGCCAGAGGAUCAGUGCGCGUGUGUGCGUGCCAACGUCUGGGCUCUGCUCCCCGGCCUGGCCUUGGCUCUGCUCCUGGCUCAACACGCCUUAUAGAAGUGCCAGGACGGGGGAGGGGAGGUCGCCCUCCCACCAGCUCGUCCCAAAAGCAGAAGGUGUCGUUUCUCCACUGAUAUGAAGAAGGCCCGUUUGAUUUGAAAGGGAAAAGUCAUUCAUUUGAUGUCAUCCCAUCACGGAACUACGGACGGGACUUCUUUUACAAACGGACCCUCGCCGCCACGAGGGCCACACCCCCUCUGACAGAGACUUCUCGGGGGAAGAAAGGUUUAGAAAUACUUUUUGCUUCUUACGGGGGAGGGUCCGGUCCACCUCUUUAUCACUAUUGUAAACUCCAGAUCUGUAAAAGCUACUCCGUGGUCUUAAGUGUCGGUAUUUCGUAUCCGUGACCAUAAUCCAAUUACCGCAUUUUUCCGGGCGUGCGCUGUCGUUUUUUGGUCAUCCGAAGUGUUGCUGUUGACGCCGUACAUCCUCUUGCACAUGUGAAUAUAAAUGUCUCUAAAUGUAUUUAUUGGUGGAAAGUGGGCGGCGGGGGAAGACUAUUUUCCUUUUUUUCGUUCCAAGGAUAUCCGCAGUGUGGAGUGAAAUGAAUGGCCAAACACACGUAACGAUGUUUUUACUCACGAGUAUAAAAACGAUUUUCUUCAAGGAAAAAAAACAAUUCACAUAUUCAAAAACAACAUUUUCUGCAAGUAAAACAACAAUUUGGAGAUUAAAAAAAAAUGAACAAGCACGAAAAGUUAAGAAAAAAAAACAACUUUUUACAAGUAAAUCAACAAUUGCGUUAAAAAAAACGAUUUUCUUCAUUUAAGAACAUUUUGCACGUUUCCUGAAUGAAAAAAACUAUUCACAAAACACGAUUCGCAAGUUAAAAAAAUAUCCAUCCAUUUCCUACCGCUUAUUCCCUGUACCCCGCCUUCCGCCCGAUUGUUAAAAAUAUAUAUUUUCUUUCAUUUGCAAAUAUGUAUAAUGUUGUCUGCAACUAAAAAACUAAUCCCAUGUAAAAAAAAACAUUUUACCAAAAACUAUUGGCAAGUAAAAAAUACAACUUCCAAAGACACGCACCUGGGGAUAGGUUGAUUGGCAACACUAAAUGGGCCCUAGUGUGUGAAUGUGAGUGUGAAUGUUGUCUGUCUAUCUGUGUUGGCCCUGUGAUGAGGUGGCGACUUGUCCAGGGUGUACCCCGAUUGUAGCUGAGAUAGGCGCCAGCGACCCCAAAAAGGUAAUAAGCGGUAGAAAAUGGAUGGAUGGAUAUACAAUUGGAAAACGAUUCGCAAACUAAAAAAAAAAUAUAUUCUCUUUAAUUUAAAAAAUUAUUUGCAGGAACAAAAAAAUUAUUUGGUUGAAUUGAAAAAAAAAUGUCUUGCAAGAAUGAAAAAUAUAGUCUGUAAAAGACAUAUUCUGCAAGUAAAAAAUUAACCUAAGGUAUAAAAACUGUUUUCUGCACAUAAAAAAACCGAUUCACAGGUUAAAAAAAGUAGCAACAGUCAAAAAAAACAAAAAACAUUUUGCAUGUAAAAAAUGAAAUCAUUUUCUUCAGUUAAAAAAACGAUUUGUGCGGAAAAAAAAAAAUACAAAAAAAAAAUCUGCAAACAAAAAUUCCAUUCCCAUUCAUAAAAACAAUUUUCUUUAAUGUAAAAAAAAUAUUUACAAAAACAGAUAAAUUGAUAGAUAGACAGAUAGUACUUCAUUGAUUCUUUCAGGAAAAUAAAAAUUCCAGCAGCAAUGUACAGAGUUGAGAUCAAUUUACAAAGUAAAAAGUAAAUAAUGGGGGUAUAAAUGGAAACAAAAUAGAAAAAUAUUACAAUAAGAAUAAAAAUAAAAAGCAACAAUGGGAAUACAAAUAUAACAGUAAACAAUUGGCAAGUAAAAAAUAAAAGUACUGUAUUCAAUUAGAAAAUGACUCGUAAGCAAAAAAAAACAUUUUGCUUAAUUUUGAAAAAUUAAUUGUACGAACAAAAAAUUAUUUGGUUGAACUAAAAAAAACUAUUUACAAGUAUGAAAAAUAUAGUCUGCAACUAAAAAAAACGAUUUAAUUCGAUAACAAUUUUUCUUCAAUUAAAAAAAACGAUUUGUGCAUAAAAAUAAAAAAAAAAUUCUGCAAGUGAAAAAAUUAAUCCAAUGUUUAAAAAAAACAUUUUGAACUUACAAAAUGAUAAGCUAUUUUAUUUGCCAAAUUUGUAUUAUUAUUUUUUUUAAUUGCAGGAAAUGGUUGUUUUAUCUGCAAUUCGUUUAAAAAAAAAAACAUUUUUGUGUGUGUUUGGCGGUCAUUUCACUCCAAACGUGGAACAUGAAGACUGUGUUUGGCGACCAAACUGACUUCUCACUUUUUUGGAAGGCCUUCAUUAUCUGCGCUGAAAUAAAUGUGUCUAUAUAAGGAAUGAUGACAAAGAAUGUAACAGGAAUGAGAUUAAAUGAACUACGUCUGCUCCGAAA